This is a messenger RNA of Ficedula albicollis (Collared flycatcher), 1075 nucleotides long. RefSeq names its product N-methylpurine DNA glycosylase (gene MPG). The record is from RefSeq and is a predicted model, not a curated record. Gene Ontology annotation, molecular function: alkylbase DNA N-glycosylase activity; DNA binding. Bases 130 to 951 code for a protein of 273 amino acids. The transcript has 4 exons. Gene Ontology annotation, biological process: base-excision repair. NCBI's taxonomy places the organism in Eukaryota, Metazoa, Chordata, Aves, Passeriformes, Muscicapidae.
UUACCUUCUUUGUUCUUUACAGAAGGAUGAGUUAAGUUGCAUCCCAAAAAAGCUCAAGAUGCCCUUUAGGGAGUAGGAGCGAGGACUUGAAUUCCAAGGAAAUGAGAUCCCCAGCACUGAGUAAGAACUAUGCCAAGAAAAAGAAAGCUGUUGGCUCAAUUAAGUGCUCUUCAAAGCACCACCAGCUUCCCUCAGAUCUGUGCUGUGGAGCAGCUGAACACUACACCUGGAGCAGAUCCUUCUCCACAAAGCAGCAAGUAUUUUGUGAUAGAGAAACAAAAAUCUCCUCAGCUACAAGAAGAUUUUUUCAACCAGCCCUGUGUUAGUCUGGCCAAGUCCUUUCUGGGACAGAUUUUAGUUCGCAAACUUCCUGAUGGCAGAGAGCUCUGGGGCAGGAUUGUUGAAACAGAAGCUUAUCUGGGUGGGGAAGAUGAAGCUUCCCACUCGAAAGGUGGGAAGCAAACACAACGAAACGCAGCAAUGUUCAUGAAACCAGGAACUCUGUACGUGUAUCAGAUCUACGGGAUUUAUUUCUGCAUGAACGUUUCCAGCCAAGGAGAAGGGGCUGCAGUGCUGCUGCGCUCCUUGGAGCCGCUGCAGGGCCUGGAUGCCAUGAGGGAGCUGCGCAGGGCCGCCAGGAAAGCCCCCAGCAGGCUGCUCAAGGACUGGCAGCUCUGCAAUGGGCCCUCCAAGCUCUGCCAGGCCUUUGGCAUCGACAAGGCUUUUGACCAAAGGGACCUGACUCAGGAUGAUGCCAUCUGGAUGGUGCCUGGACAGGACCCACCAGGGGAGCAGGACGUGGUGGCCACCACCAGGAUUGGCAUUGGCAACAGGGGAGAGUGGGCACAGAAACCACUCAGGUUUUAUUUACGAGGAAACAGAUUUGUGAGUGUUGUAGACAAGAAGAUGGAGAGAGAGAUGGCAGCAAGGGGACACUCCCCUGGCAGCUGACAAGUCUUGCAAGUGUUCCCGACACCAGGACUUGAUCUGUGCUCUGUACAUUGGCCUCAAGCUGCAUCGUGGCAGAUAGAGGGCUUGGGGGGUUUUUAACAAUAAAUGUACUUUGUCACAAUCA